Medicago truncatula (barrel medic) is the source of this 1701-nucleotide messenger RNA. RefSeq lists its product as uncharacterized. The record is from RefSeq and is a predicted model, not a curated record. The transcript is spliced from 5 exons. Lineage: Eukaryota; Viridiplantae; Streptophyta; Magnoliopsida; Fabales; Fabaceae. Bases 219 to 1136 code for a protein of 305 amino acids.
AAAAAAGUGUAUACUCUAUGACAAAAAAAAUCCCUCAAAUUCCUCUUCUUUGUUCAUUCCAUUCUCUACUUUCCCUUUCACCCUCUUUCUAAUUUUUUAUUAUAAAAUUUCUGGGUCCCUUAUAAAUACACUCUUACUAUAUAAAACCAUAUCAAAACUUCUUCAAAAAAAACCAUAUUCCAAAUUCAAAUUUCAAAUCACUAAAAAAAAAAACUCAAAUGGCUCAUUCACUUUCUCCUCAGUUCUUAACCGAGGACGAAAAAUCUUUCAUUAAUAAACUCUUCACAAACGACGCCGUUUCAAGUUCAACCACUCUUUUUCCUUACGAUGAUGUUUCAAUCUCCGAGUUAACUCGUCAAAUGACUCACUCAUCUCUCCACAACAAGGGUGUUUUUGAGAAUGGAAGCUACGCGAAGAGUUCAAGUGGAAACGACACCGUUUUGAAGCAGAACUUGCAGAAAGCGAGGUUUGAUCUGCUACAUGCAGCUGCAGGAGAAGAUGCAAGGGUUCAUCGAGCUAAGUACGAAGAAGAAGAAGCUUUUUACGGUUUUACCCCUAAAAACCACCAUGGAUUUCAUACUCAGAAUCAUCAUCAUCAACAUGCAAUUUCUCAGAAACAGUUACAGUUUCAAAUCGCUCAAUUUGAGAUGUUGAAGAAGCAGUGGAUGAAGCAACGAGAGGAAUUUUCUCGUGCUAUUUCACAGAGAAGAGUUGAAAAUCACCGAAAUAUCCCUGGAGGAAGAAGGAACAAUGAAACGGUUUUUCCGAGUAAUGUUGGUUUGUCUUCAUCUGCAUGGAGUUCUGUGAAGAAGGGAAACCCUAAUUUGAGAAGGGAAAGAAAUGGUACUGGUGUUUUCUUGCCUCGUGUUGUUGAUUCUACUGAAUCAAGAAAAACUCUAGGGGGUGGUAGUAAAAAUGUGGUGGUUCCUGAAAGAGUGGUUUAUGCUUGGAAUCGGAAGGUGGAAGAAGGUAUGAUUAGAGGUUACAUGCAGCAGAAAAAUCGUUUUUAUGGAACUUCAAAUUUUGAAAAUGGUGUUGGCAGUGAUUAUGAAUUUUCUCAGCAAAAGCGGAACGUGAAGCAGCAGCUGACAGAGGUGAAUCGUGAGAUCCGGCUUCCACAAGAAUGGACUUAUUGAUGGGUAUAGGUGGGACCCGAUGUUUUUAAAAUCGGACCGGAUCGGUUACAUUGCUUUUUCUAGAUUCGACUAUUUUAAAACAGUCGAAUCAGAUUGAGUAGUUUGGCCGAAUUGAUAUCCGGUUUGAUUUUAAAAACAUUGUUAAAUGGAGGAAUUAAAGUGAAAUAUUAGGUUUAUAUUUUAGGAAAUAGUAGAAGUAGUUAAUAUAGUGUAGAUGAUUAAGAAAUAUUAGGAUUUUCCUUGAAGCAAGAAAAAAUAGUACAACUUGUUUCUUGAUUGGAAAACGGGAUGGGUAAUGGCUUAUAAGAUGUAGUUGAAGAAGAAAAUAAUUUAGGGGUAUUUUGGGAAAAAGGUUAUGUUAAGGAAAAAUAAAAGGAGAAUUUAAAUUGGGGAGUUGAAGAAGCACAAGGUUGGAUAUGAUUUGGUGAGGAUGUAAUUACAGCUUGUAAGGAUCACGAUGUAAUCAUUUCUGGGGAAAUUACAUUACAUGAAUGUAAAGAUCAUAUUACAACCUGUCUAACCAACCAAAAUUAUGAUAAAUAAAUGAAUGUACAUCUUGUUUCAA